GCUGGAAGAGAUUGCUGGCCUUCGCCAUCUGUCGCUCUUUGGGCGGGCAGGCUGGCCAUUGAAUGUGAGCAGUGAGCUGUCACUGCUGAUUGAUGGACACUCGCCUCUGGCCGCGACCCCAAGUGUGGGAAAGUGGCUGAGCGCAGGAACUCACGCAUUCACAUGCUAAUUCAUGGAUAUAAAUAGGAGUUGAGCAGAGAGCGAGAAGGCAUCAUAGCUUCAGCCAGCCUGAAACUAGCUAGCAGCGUGUAGCAAAUCUUUCUUCCAGACUGCAGAUCGGUGGGAAAAUGACGGCCACAACAUAUAGCAACAAUGUGGAAAAACUCUCCAACGCCAAGGAGGAACGGAAGGUAAGAAAAUUAAGAAAACCUCUCAUUGAAAGAAAAAGACGAGAACGGAUCAACAACUGCCUGGAUCAACUGAAAGAAACAGUCGUUGGCGCCUUUCGUUUGGAUCAAUCCAAACUAGAAAAGGCAGACAUCCUCGAGAUGACAGUAAAACACCUUCAGAAUGUUCAAAACAGCAGGAUGAUGGCCGAUACAAAUAUUGGACUUGAAGCUCAGCAGAGAUACAGUGCCGGCUACAUCCAGUGUAUGCACGAAGUUCAUAACCUGCUGUUAACUUGCGACUGGAUGGACAAAACCGUUGGGGCGCGUUUGUUGAACCACCUACUCAAGUCACUGCCUCGAUCCAGCGAAGAUUCGCGCCAGGCCAGACUGAAGAAUCCUCCAGUGAACCUGCAAGCUGCUCAGACUCCGCUCUCCCCGGUGAGCCGCGGGCACAUGCCUUCAAUCAACGCCGCUUCCUCCGGAGCCCUGGAUUCAUUUCCCCGUUCCUCGCCCGAUCAGAUCUGCAAUCCCGGGUUUAAAACGUGCGGGAAAAGCGUGGAACAAUUCCCAAGUCCUACAGCAAACCUUCAGCAGCCCGCCAGCUCUGCUACCCAACAGCUCCAAGAAGACUUGGCCUUAAUGCACCAUCCGUCUGUAGCAUGUGCUGAUGUGUGGAGACCCUGGUGAAGGGACUGACGACUUCUCUAAUUACUAGACUCUCCUUAUGUAUCUCAUAGAUAUGCUUUUCGAAACACUUCCGGGCAAAUCUUGUCCUUUAUGUGUGCAAAAAUCAGGGUACUUCACGCUGAAGGGUGCUUAUCCGUAGCCUGUAUUGUAGAAGGCAUUUACAAUGUUGUAUUCAAUGAAAUACAUCUAAUUUAUUGGAUAGAGUUGCUUGCGGGCUUUUUACUCCCCCCCCCCCCCCCCCCCCACUAUGUUUUGUUAUAUUGCAAUUAACGACUUAAUAAUAAACUUUGAA
Molecule: messenger RNA, 1308 nt
Organism: Chiloscyllium plagiosum (whitespotted bambooshark)
Lineage: Eukaryota; Metazoa; Chordata; Chondrichthyes; Orectolobiformes; Hemiscylliidae
Gene: her8.2
Product: hairy-related 8.2
Biological process (GO): regulation of DNA-templated transcription
Molecular function (GO): DNA binding; protein dimerization activity
Source: RefSeq, a predicted model, not a curated record